Perognathus longimembris pacificus (Pacific pocket mouse) is the source of this 4110-nucleotide messenger RNA. RefSeq names its product phosphorylase kinase regulatory subunit beta (gene Phkb). The record is from RefSeq and is a predicted model, not a curated record. Gene Ontology annotation, cellular component: phosphorylase kinase complex. Gene Ontology annotation, molecular function: calmodulin binding. Gene Ontology annotation, biological process: glycogen metabolic process. The coding region runs from base 152 to 3412 and encodes 1086 amino acids. Lineage: Eukaryota; Metazoa; Chordata; Mammalia; Rodentia; Heteromyidae. The transcript is spliced from 32 exons.
GGCCGGAGGUGCUGACAGGCAGCCUGGGCGCUGGCUGAGGCCGCAGCCCAAGCACUAUGGCCGAAUUGAGCUGGAAGGUUCUGGAGCGGAGAGCGCGGGCCAAGCGCUCAGUUUAACCUGUGAUGCUCAUGAUUAGACACAACAAUUUGAAAUGGCCAAGUCACCUGAUGCAGUCGUCUCCUCUCUGCCUGCUUUCUUAAGGUCUGGCUCGGUUUAUGAACCGCUCAAAAGCAUUAAUCUUCCAAGAUCUAAUAAUGAAACUCUGUGGGAUAAGUUGGAUCAUUAUUAUAGAAUUGUUAAGUCAACAUUGUUGCUCUAUCAAAGUCCAACCACAGGGCUCUUUCCAACUAAAACAUGUGGUGAUGAUCAAAAGGCCAAGAUACAGGACAGUCUGUACUGUGCUGCUGGAGCCUGGGCUUUGGCUCUAGCAUACAGGCGCAUUGAUGAUGACAGGGGAAGGACCCAUGAGCUGGAGCACUCUGCUAUAAAAUGUAUGAGAGGAAUUCUCUACUGUUAUAUGCGUCAGGCUGAUAAGGUCCAGCAGUUUAAGCAGGACCCACGCCCAACCACCUGUCUUCACUCUAUUUUCAAUGUACAUACAGGAGAUGAGCUGCUCUCCUACGAGGAGUAUGGACAUCUUCAGAUAAAUGCAGUGUCCCUCUUUCUUCUCUAUCUUGUGGAAAUGAUUUCCUCUGGACUCCAGAUUAUCUAUAACACUGAUGAGGUUUCUUUUAUUCAAAAUCUUGUAUUUUGUGUAGAAAGAGUUUAUCGUGUACCUGACUUUGGUGUCUGGGAAAGAGGAAGCAAAUAUAAUAAUGGCAGCACAGAGCUACAUUCCAGUUCUGUUGGUUUAGCAAAAGCAGCUCUAGAAGCAAUUAAUGGAUUCAACCUUUUUGGCAACCAGGGCUGUUCCUGGUCAGUUAUAUUUGUAGAUCUGGAUGCUCACAAUCGCAACAGGCAAACUUUGUGCUCACUGUUACCCAGAGAAUCAAGAUCACAUAACACCGAUGCUGCCCUGCUUCCAUGUAUCAGUUACCCUGCAUUUGCUCUGGAUGAUGAGGUUCUCUUCAGCCAGACACUGGAUAAAGUGGUUAGAAAAUUAAAAGGGAAAUACGGGUUUAAGCGUUUCCUGAGAGAUGGAUAUAGAACAUCUUUGGAAGAUCCCAACCGGCGCUACUACAAACCAGCUGAAAUAAAGCUAUUUGAUGACAUCGAAUGUGAAUUUCCUAUAUUUUUUCUUUACAUGAUGAUUGAUGGAGUUUUUAGAGGCAAUCCCAAACAAAUAAAGGAAUAUGAGGAUCUUUUGACUCCAGUGCUUCAUCAGACCACAGAUGGAUAUCCUGUCAUACCAAAGUACUAUUAUGUGCCUGCUGACUUUGUGGAAUAUGAGAAAAGAAAUCCUGGUAGUCAAAAGCGAUUUCCUAGCAACUGUGGUCGUGAUGGAAAACUGUUCCUUUGGGGACAAGCCCUUUAUGUCAUCGCGAAACUCCUAGCUGAUGAGUUAAUCAGUCCUAAAGAUAUUGAUCCUAUCCAGCGCUAUGUCCCACUACAGGAUCAACGUAAUGUGAGCAUGAGGUACUCCAAUCAGGGACCACUGGAAAAUGACUUGGUUGUCCAUGUAGCACUCGUAGCAGAAAGCCAACGCCUCCAAGUGUUUCUUAACACAUAUGGUAUUCAGACUCAAACUCCACAACAAGUAGAACCAAUUCAGAUCUGGCCUCAGCAGGAGCUUGUGAAAGCUUACUUCCACCUAGGCAUCAAUGAAAAGCUAGGACUCUCCGGAAGGCCAGAUAGACCUAUUGGCUGCCUGGGUACAUCAAAGAUUUAUCGCAUUCUAGGAAAGACUGUGGUUUGUUACCCUAUCAUCUUUGACCUAAGUGAUUUCUACAUGUCUCAAGAUGUUUUACUACUGAUAGAUGACAUAAAGAAUGCACUGCAGUUCAUCAAACAGUAUUGGAAAAUGCAUGGACGCCCACUUUUUCUUGUUCUCAUCCGGGAAGACAAUAUAAGGGGUAGCCGGUUUAAUCCCAUAUUAGACAUGCUGGCAGCCUUCAAAAAAGGCAUGAUUGGAGGAGUCAAAGUUCAUGUUGAUCGUCUACAGACACUAAUAUCUGGAGCUGUAGUAGAACAACUGGAUUUUCUAAGAAUCAGUAACACAGAAGAGCUUCCAGAAUUUAAGAGUUUUGAAGAACUAGAAUUUCCCAAACAUUCAAAAGUUAAAAGACAAAGCAGCACCCCUGAUGCUCCUGAACUGAAACAGCAACCAAGCAUCACCAUUAGUGAAUGGAAAAACAAAUCAACCCAGGAAAUUCUGCAAAAGCUGAAUGACUGUGGUUGUCUGGCCAGCCAGACCAUCCUACUGGGCAUACUGCUUAAAAGAGAAGGCCCCAACUUCAUCACAAUGGAAGGUACUGUUUCUGAUCACAUUGAGAGAGUCUAUAGAAGAGCCGGCAGCAAAAAGCUUUGGUCGGUUGUACGCCGUGCAGCAAGUCUUUUAAGUAAAGUAGUCGACAGCCUGGCCCCAUCCAUUACUAAUGUUUUAGUGCAGGGAAAACAGGUAACUCUGGGUGCCUUCGGACACGAAGAAGAGGUUAUCUCAAAUCCUUUGUCUCCAAGAGUGAUUAAGAACAUCAUCUACUAUAAGUGUAAUACCCACGAUGAGAGGGAAGCAGUCAUUCAGCAAGAACUGGUCAUCCAUAUAGGCUGGAUCAUCUCCAAUAACCCUGAGUUAUUCAGCGGCAUGCUGAAAAUACGCAUCGGGUGGAUCAUCCAUGCUAUGGAGUAUGAGCUGCAAAUCCGGGGUGGAGACAAGCCAGCCGUAGACUUAUAUCAGCUGUCACCCAGUGAAGUGAAGCAACUUCUGCUGGAUAUUCUCCAGCCUCAACAGAAUAGAAGAUGUUGGCUAAACAGGCGUCAGAUUGAUGGGUCUUUGAAUAGAACUCCCCCUGAGUUCUAUGACCGAGUGUGGCAGAUCCUAGAGCGCACACCCAAUGGUAUCAUCGUGGCCGGGAAGCAUUUGCCACAGCAACCAACCCUGUCAGAUAUGACCAUGUAUGAGAUGAAUUUUUCUCUCCUUGUUGAAGACAUGUUGGGAAAUAUUGACCAGCCAAAGUACAGACAGAUAGUCGUGGAGUUACUAAUGGUUGUGUCCAUUGUACUGGAAAGAAACCCUGAACUAGAAUUUCAAGACAAAGUAGAUCUAGACAACCUAGUGAAAGAAGCAUUUCAUGAAUUCCAAAAAGAUGAGAGUCAACUGAAAGAAAUUGAAAAACAAGAUGACAUGACUUCCUUUUACAACACUCCCCCUCUGGGAAAAAGGGGAACAUGCAGUUAUUUGACCAAGGUGGUGAUGAAUCUGCUGCUGGAAGGAGAAGUCAAAGCUAGCAACGAGGACUCCUGUCUGGUUAGCUAGCGAGGAUGAAUAAGACUAUUGGGACAGCUAUUCUAGAAGUGUGUUUGAUCUUGUACCGAUGCUUAAUCAAGAUAGCCAUUAAUAUAUGAACGGAUCAUGCUAGUAAGGAGAUUUUGUAACACCCUAGGCAGAGAUAUUAGAACAGUUCAUGCCAUUGCCAAUGUAAUGGUCAAAUGAGAACAAAGUUUUCAUGACUAUGCCAACUGUACUGAAAAGCUUCACUGAACAAUAGAAAUAGUUUAUGAAUUGAUAAUUCACACUACUGCAUGUUUUAUGGGUAAGUAACUCAUCAAAAUGAAUCUGAUCUUUAUACUGAAUUCUUAACUUCCUGCUAUUAAAAUGGACUCACAAACUAGUAAAAGGUAUCCAGGAAUAGCAAACAUUUUUAAGUGGUAUUGUGCUAGGAAAAGAUGCUAAUAUACAUCAUACAAGGAAAAUUAGCCAGCUGAUACUUGAUUUUCAGAAACUGCAUUAUUGAUAAUAUUUUAGUAUAUGGAGCUAUUAUAUAAUGUUUACUUUGUAAACAUGAUUUGUAUUUGUGCUAAGUGUAGGAUUUGACUAAAAUAUUAUGUAAUCUGUACCUUACCUAACAUUUUCUUUGAAGUGCUAAAAACACACAAGAUUGCUGAGAAAUAUAUUACAUUUAGAGCUGCUAACAUUGUAAAAGCAAAAUAAAGUCAUGAGAUUUUAUUUCUGAA